AUGAAGUCAUUGCUGGAAGAUUCACCUGGCCCUUCUUCCCCUCCUUCUCCUGCUCCUCCUGCUCCUCCCCCUUAUACCCCUUCUAAUAACAUUAAGGGAAAAUACCGCGCUCAUAACGACUUCCAUUUUAAGGGCGGAAGUGCCCGAAUCAAGCUGCAAAAAGACAUGAACUUUCCCCCACUAAUUGGGCCAUGGAAGUACGACGAAAAAACCCACAACGAUGCAAUCUGGAUAGCACAUAUGGACAUUCACUUCAAAGACGUGUGCGCAACCAUGGAGCAAGGCCUAUAUUGGUCGCAGGAUAAUAUAGAUCCUACCGGCUCUAAAGUCUUCCACAAUUCGUGGGGUAAUUUUGCUGAGGACGGCUUCACUCGCGGGCGUCAAUUUCAUCUCAUUGACUUGGCGGAGGAUCCCCAGUGGAAGGCAAGCCUCGUAGUUUACGCCCCCAAAGUCAAGGCUCUUUCUGAAUUCCGAAUCCAAAAUCUCUCAGUUGAUAAUAUUGCCGACAUGACUGCCUUCACUGGAGACGGGAGGUGGAUUUAUGCAUAUAACCGAGGUGAUCCCGGGCAAAAUUUUAAUGCCAUUUACGAUGAUAUGCCGCUACGUGGUUGGUGGCCGUGGCCUAAGAAUGCGCAUAUCUAG
Molecule: messenger RNA, 642 nt
Organism: Metarhizium robertsii ARSEF 23
Lineage: Eukaryota; Fungi; Ascomycota; Sordariomycetes; Hypocreales; Clavicipitaceae
Exons: 1
Coding region: 1-642 (213 amino acids)
Source: RefSeq, a predicted model, not a curated record